GGCAGUGUCUGUGCGCGAUGUGAACUUCGCAUAGCAGAUCUGUACUGCUAGUGCUGGUGCGUGGCAGCUCUGCUUGCAGUUCGACGGCGUCUACCGCAUGGUUCUAUUCGGCUCAAGCUAGCUUGGCUUUGGGGCUUGGGAGUGGGCUCUCGUCUCCAGGGCCGCCGGCCGGCAUGGAGCCUGCAGGUUGGCUGCUACCGCCUGACUGCUGCCUCUCGGCUCAGUGCUGUCGCGCGAAGUCCGGACAUGGACGUGCCAGUCGCGCCGGAUUUGCUCGAGGCCGUGCUGCCAGAGGAUGCUCCUGCUGGCCACGAGGCGUGGCAGAAGAUCAAGUAUAAUCUCACCCAUUCGUCCCCUUACUGUUUCUUCAAGUUCGAGUCGCAGAGGUUCCAGACGACGCUUGCGGCGUGCCUCACCAAGGAGGCCAUGCUGCGCGUGGCCCGGGCCUGCUACGUCAAGUUCUCGGACGGAGAGCCCAGAGAGCGGGUCCUCGAGUUCAGGGACCAGAUCUACGCCGGCAUCAAGGAGCUCCGGCCCGGCAGGGGCGGGGACGCCCCGGCGGGCCCCCCCAAGAAGAGACGCAGGGCGGCGGCCACGGCCGAGCCCCCGGGCGCCGCGGAGGGCGCGGGCGC
Messenger RNA from Prorocentrum cordatum, 632 nucleotides. NCBI's taxonomy places the organism in Eukaryota, Dinophyceae, Prorocentrales, Prorocentraceae. The record is from the annotation of a GenBank genome assembly.